Molecule: messenger RNA, 774 nt
Organism: Aspergillus niger
Lineage: Eukaryota; Fungi; Ascomycota; Eurotiomycetes; Eurotiales; Aspergillaceae
Exons: 1
Coding region: 1-774 (257 amino acids)
Molecular function (GO): carboxy-lyase activity
Source: RefSeq, a predicted model, not a curated record
AUGCGUCCCCGCCUAUCCCUCCCUCCCCUCCCCCUUCGACUUCACCAUCACCACCACACCCUCCGCACCUACACAACACAACCCCCCAAACCCCCCUCCCAUCCCAGCACACCACCGCAACCCAACCUCCGCCACAACCGCCUCAUCCUCGCCCUCACCGGCGCAACCGGCUCCAUCUACGGCAUCCGCACCCUCACUACCCUGCACCAACUCAACAUCCAAACCCACCUAAUCCUCUCCAAAUGGGCUCUCCCGACCCUCCGCUACGAAGCUCCCCAAUACACCCUCCCGUACCUCAACUCUCUCGCAACCCGCACAUACUCACCCCGCGAUCUCGCCGCCCCCAUAAGCAGCGGCAGCUACCCGGUGGACGGAAUGAUCAUCGCACCCUGCAGCAUGAAGACCCUGGCGGCAAUCCGCAUGGGAUACGGCGAGGACUUGAUCUCGCGGGCUGCGGACGUGUGCAUUAAAGAGGGAAGGAAAUUGGUGCUGAUGGUUAGGGAGACGCCCUUGAGUGUCAUUCAUCUGGAGAAUAUGGCUGCGUUAGCGAGGUUAGGGGUUGUUAUCUUUCCUCCAGUGCCGGGGUUUUAUACGAGGCCGAAGGGUAUUGAUGAGGUCGUGGGGCAUAGUGUGGCGAGGAUGUUGGAUGUGAUGGGGGUGAAUGUGGGUGAUAUUGGGGUGGAUGGGAGGGAGGGGGAUGGGGAUAAAGAGGGGGGUAGUGGUGGAGGAGGGGUUAUGCCGGCGGAGGGAAGGUGGGUUGGGUGGAGGAAGUGA